Belonocnema kinseyi is the source of this 684-nucleotide messenger RNA. RefSeq lists its product as uncharacterized. The record is from RefSeq and is a predicted model, not a curated record. The coding region runs from base 18 to 629 and encodes 203 amino acids. NCBI's taxonomy places the organism in Eukaryota, Metazoa, Arthropoda, Insecta, Hymenoptera, Cynipidae. The transcript has 5 exons.
UAUAUCUAACCAAAAAUAUGGAAAUUUUGAUUUUCAUUGUGCUUUUAACUUUUACGAGGUCUCUUGCUUCUGAUCAAUCAUUAUACGUUGAGCCUCCAACAAGACCAGAUAUAAACUCCAUACAUGAGGUCAAAUAUGGGUUUCCUGAGGGUCAAAUAUUCAGAACGCCUGAUGGAUCGCUGUAUAUCGCCAUAGAUGCUCCUAAUGUUAGAGUUGGUUUUUUGGAUGGUAAUGAGUUUCAUCCUGGGAGUAGAAGCGUUGUAGCAUUGACUCUAGAAGAAAUCGUGCUUUACAACAGGAUAAGAAACCGAAAACCGCAACACGAAGGAGAGUAUGUGAUACCGUUUGUCUUCUAUAAGAGAGGCGAUAAGAUGUAUCGUCUAGUUGCACAAGGAGAACCUAGACAGGUUGGCGUAGCAUGUGGAACGUGGCAGAUGCUUGACUAUGAACAACAUCUGAGAAAACGAAAGAUACUCAUCCAUCCUAUACAGGGUGAUAUGUUGAUGCGUUUAACACACUUCCCUUGUGCAUCUCAAAAUCAAAUGUGUCGAGAAGAGCAUUUUGCAACAUUUUUGAAUGGCAAGUGGAUCGUGAAGAAUCUGCUUCGUCGUCAUGGAGAAGUCGAAUGAAUGGUCUGUUAAGGAUUUUGCUCCUCCUGGCGGUUUUUGCCACAAUUAGAUUUUU